Messenger RNA from Epithele typhae, 603 nucleotides. RefSeq lists its product as uncharacterized. The transcript is spliced from 5 exons. Lineage: Eukaryota; Fungi; Basidiomycota; Agaricomycetes; Polyporales; Epitheliaceae. The record is from RefSeq and is a predicted model, not a curated record. Bases 1 to 603 code for a protein of 200 amino acids.
AUGUCUUCCCCCACCGCAUCUCCUCACUCGGCUGCCGUUUCUCAUCUUGAUGUCGCCUCUAAAGAUGAGCCCGUCGCGCUAGGCCGUUUGCUCGAAGUCUCUACUGCGAUCUUGCGUCAAGCCGUCGACCUCGUGGACAACAGCUUGACAUCCGACGAGCAGCUCACGACGCACUCCAACUACAUUCCAGGCUCUACAAUCGGGAAGCAUCUCAGGCACGCAAGAGAUCAUUUCGCCCUCCUACUAGAUGUGAUCUCCGAGCCCGCCCCUCAUGUCUUGAAUUACGACAAAAGGUCGCGAAACACCCCCAUGGAGACCAGUCGGACCGCAGCUCGAGAGACUUUGAAUGAUUGUAUCGCAAGGCUGCAGGAGGUGGUACCGCAGGCGAGGAUGGGGCAACCAAUCACCCUCCAUGCUGUUACUCCUUACCCGCAGGUCAUGGGAACCACAUUUGGCAGAGAGCUUUGGUUCGCGGGGCUUCAUGCCAUUCAUCAUUGGAGUAUGGUGCGAGUGAUUGCAGGAGAACUUGGCAUCCAGAUGGAGGAGUCGUUUGGUUUCGCGCCCUCAACAUUGGUACAUAUGGAGUCGAAGGCGAAAAUAUGA